AUGCAAGAGACUGAGCAAUCAGAAAAAGAUAUGAUAGGUUCUCUUCUUGAUGACGACGAAUCAAAAUGCUCAGAAUUUCGAUCUUCCAUUACCAAAUCCCAGUAGCAUUCACAAUCUCCAAUCAAAAGUUUCAAGGAUCUAAAAGAGAGUCCUGUUAUAAAUGAGGAUCCCAAUUAACAAGAAUUUCCUGCUGCCGAUCCUAGCAACUUCUAUAUUACAGUGUAGCCGACAUUCAUUCAGCAACGACAACAUUCCUUAAGUCACGAAUUCCACUCAUACAUGCUGCCUCAACAACCAGUUUACUAUCCUUGUCAAGAAGGCUAUUUCUCUUAAAAAAGAACAAAAAAAUUACAAUUAUAAACAGAGAUUGAUUCAACAAUUUCACAAUAAUGUUAAGAUCAAUACGCCUCUUUGAUUAUUCAAUAGUCGUUCAUCUAAGGAAAUGAGUAUUAAAGAGAGAAAAUAUUUAAAGGCCUAGUUGAUGAUUUACUCCUACUGUCAAAACACAAAUUUGGAAACUAUGUCAUCUAGAAGAUAAUUGAAAACAGUAAUCAAAAUACCAGAACACUUAUUUUUGAGCAAUUAAACCCUCAUAUUUUAGAAUUGUCUUAUGACAGAUUUGGUUGUAGAGUGAUACAAAAAUUGCUAGAAUUUAUUCUCAAUUAACUAAAAGUCUAACUCAUAAAUUAACUCAAACCAUACGCCUUAAAAUUAAUAUUCGAUCAGUGUGGAAACCAUGUUAUUUAAAAAAUAAUAGAUUUGGUUACUGAUGCUGAUUUUAUUAUAGAUCUGGUGACAAAUAAUGUAGAUAAAGUUGUAUCCCAUCCUUAUGGAUGCAGAAUAGCUUAGAAAUGCUUAGAAAUGUUUCCCAACGAUCAAUUGUAGGCACUUUACAUAUCUUUGAUUCCACUAUGUGAAAGAUUAUCAUUUUGUUAAUAUGGGAAUUACAUUGUUUAAAAAAUGAUAAACUCAGGACCCCCAAAAGGAUUUGAAGUCAUAGGAAAGUUUAUCAAGCAAAGAAUAAUAGAAGUCAGUUAAGAUAAAUACGCUAGUAAUGUAGCUCAAAGGUACAUUACUUUUGCUUAAGAUGAGGACAUUGCAAGCAUUUGCAAGAUUCUCAUGAAUUAAACUGUGCCACCCAUGCUAUUAAUUUUGAUUAAUAAUUCCUUUGGAAAUUAUGUAAUGCAAAAUUUUUAUUCGAAAUGCAAUGAUAAAUAAAAAGAGUAAAUUCAAAUUCAAGUCUCAAAAUACGAAGAACAUUAAUUCACUUAAUUUGGUCGACAUUUCUUAUAAUAUUUAGCCAGAUUUCAUGCUUGUUGA
Molecule: messenger RNA, 1320 nt
Organism: Paramecium tetraurelia
Lineage: Eukaryota; Ciliophora; Oligohymenophorea; Peniculida; Parameciidae
Exons: 7
Biological process (GO): post-transcriptional regulation of gene expression
Cellular component (GO): cytoplasm
Molecular function (GO): mRNA binding
Source: RefSeq, a predicted model, not a curated record